Triticum turgidum subsp. durum (durum wheat) is the source of this 1266-nucleotide messenger RNA. The record is from the annotation of a GenBank genome assembly. NCBI's taxonomy places the organism in Eukaryota, Viridiplantae, Streptophyta, Magnoliopsida, Poales, Poaceae.
AUGUUGAGGCCACCGCACCGACUCGUGAGCCACCGCCGGCUGCUGGGCACGUCAGCGUCCGCGCCGCUGGCGGGCGACGAGGCAGCUGCGGCGCAUGGCUCCAGCCCGAACUCCGUGAAGAUCAUGGUGUCCGUUCUGGUGGUGGUCAUCUUCUGCACGCUCCUCUACUGCGUCUACUGCUGGCGCUGGCGGAAGCGCAACGCCGUCAGGAGAACGCAGAACGAGAACAUGACGCCGCUGUCUAGGUCGAUCUCGGAGCUGCCGCUCAUGGACCUGGCCUCCAUCGACGCCGCCACCGGCAACUUCGCCAGGGCCAACAAGCUCGGCGAGGGCGGCUUCGGCCCGGUAUACAGAGGCGUCAUGGCGUGCGGCGCGGAGAUCGCAGUGAAGCGGCUGUCGGCGCGGUCGCGGCAGGGCGCGGCGGAGUUCCGGAACGAGGUGGAGCUGAUCGCCAAGCUGCAGCACCGCAACCUGGUGCGGCUGCUAGGCUGGUGCGCCGAGCGCGACGAGAAGCUGCUCGUCUACGAGUACUUGCCCAACGGCAGCCUCGACGCCUUCCUCUUUGACACCAGCAAGAGCGCCGAGCUAGACUGGAAUAGCAGGCACAACAUCAUCAUCGGCAUUGCCCGUGGGUUGCUCUACCUCCAUGAGGACUCACUGCUCAAGGUCAUUCACCGAGACCUCAAGCCAAGUAAUGUUCUCCUCGACAACAAGAUGAACCCCAAGAUCUCCGACUUUGGCUUGGCUAGGAUCUUCAAGGACGAAUGCAAUGGUGUCAACACGGGACACAUCGUCGGGACCUAUGGGUACAUGGCACCGGAAUUUGUGAUGGAUAGUGUCUUCUCAGCAAAAUCAGAUGUUUUUGGCUUUGGAGUCCUCCUACUAGAGAUCUUGAGUGGACAACGGAAUAGCAUGUCAUACCUUGAGGAGCACCGACAAUCCCUCAUCCAAGAUGCAUGGAAGUUCUGGAUUGAAGAUCGGGCAAAUGAAUUUAUUGACCGUGCACUUGGGCAAUCUUACUCAAGGGACGAGGCAUGGCGUUGCUUCCAAGUCGGCCUCCUCUGCGUGCAAGAUGACCCCGACAUUCGACCAACCAUGUCAAAUGUCCUUCUAAUGCUCGUCAGUGAACAAAUGAGCCUGCCAGCACCAUCUAGGCCGGUGAGAAACGUCCCAUUGUUAGCGCCAUCGGCCAUGUUAAGGAGUGAACCGUUGGUUUCUCAUAAGUCGAUCAACUAUGCCUCGAUAACUGCUAUCCAGCCGCGAUGA